Molecule: messenger RNA, 480 nt
Organism: Eruca vesicaria subsp. sativa (arugula)
Lineage: Eukaryota; Viridiplantae; Streptophyta; Magnoliopsida; Brassicales; Brassicaceae
Source: the annotation of a GenBank genome assembly
AUGAGAGUAUCAGUUUCAUCUCCUCCUCGUCUCCACUCUCCGUUCAUUCACUGUCCCGUCAACUUCACUCCGUCUUCUUUCCGUCUCCGGUCAACGUCAACAUCUUAUCCACGAGUCAAAGCAGAAGUCGACACCAACACGGUGGUUGCAAUAUCUGUUGGUGUAGCCAGCGUCGCAUUAGGAAUAGGAAUCCCUGUCUUCUACGAGACACAAAUCGACAAUGCAGCUAAGCGAGAGAAUACUCAACCUUGUUUCCCCUGCAAUGGAACUGGAGCUCAGAAAUGUAGAUUAUGUGUGGGAAGUGGUAACGUGACAGUAGAGCUUGGUGGAGGAGAGAAGGAAGUCUCUAACUGUAUUAACUGUGAUGGUGCUGGUUCCUUGACUUGCACUACUUGUCAAGGCUCUGGUCUUCAACCUCGUUACCUUGAUCGAAGGUACAUCUCUGACAACCUUAAAGAACCCACAACAGUUUCUUUUUAG